Mycena indigotica is the source of this 1689-nucleotide messenger RNA. Its product is annotated as PLC-like phosphodiesterase. The transcript is spliced from 7 exons. NCBI's taxonomy places the organism in Eukaryota, Fungi, Basidiomycota, Agaricomycetes, Agaricales, Mycenaceae. The coding region runs from base 1 to 1689 and encodes 562 amino acids. Gene Ontology annotation, molecular function: cystathionine gamma-synthase activity; pyridoxal phosphate binding. The record is from RefSeq and is a predicted model, not a curated record. Gene Ontology annotation, biological process: transsulfuration.
AUGAUUCUCGAGCCAAGUCCACAAGUAGGAUUCGGCAUUCCUCCAUGCACUCCCCAUACGAUGUCGAGCUCAUUGCCGCGAUGGGAAGACAACGUCGCCAUCUCCCUCGGUCAAGGGCCUCAAAUACUCAAACAAAGCACAUACUCCCGUUUUGUAAUCCAUCCCCAGGUCGACGAACUGUCGUCUGCUGUCUUGCAUGCUCUGGGAGCUAGUAAAGAUCAACACUGUUUUCUUUUCCCAACUGCGCGGCUAGCAAACGAAUUUCGUCUCUACCUCGAUGCCAGCUUCUCGGCUCCCUGCGCCGUGCACAAUGCAAGUGAGCUCAUCAAUACCCCACCUUGCCAUUCCGUUUUUGCCGCCCUGUUCACUGCGGACUUUCGUGGGGCCAUGAGAUUCUAUAUGUUUACAGGAAGCGGUAUAUCUCCACGUCUUGCCGAGGUCUGUUUGCAACGGUUGAAGGGCCGCUUAAAUCAACCUCUCAGCCUCCCGUCAUCCAACGAGGGUCAUUGUUUUGGAGACUAUUAUAUCAGGCAUUCGCCUCUAGUGUCCACGGAAGCAGCUAAGCAAGCAAUACGGACUCGAUUCGCGGGGAUAUUUGGCAACUCCAGUACCAGAGGCGUCGAUAACAUAUCGGCAGAUGACGUAUACCUCUACUCCUCCGGAAUGCAUGCAAUUUGGGAAACACACAAGCUAAUUCAUGAUGUUCUGGUAUCGCCAAGUAACAAGCUCAAAGUUGCUCAUGUCAACUUCCUUUAUUGCGACACAUACAAGUUCAUCGACUUACCCGGCGCCACCGGUCACCAUUUCUUCACGGAUGAUACUUUGGAUAAAUUAGAGGCGCUACUCAAAACUGGAACACUGACCCAUCCUGCCGUUUUGGCCAUAUUCACCGAUUUUCCCGGAAAUCCGCACCUGACGAGCACCGACAUGAUAAAACUCCAUGCCCUUGCUCGUUGUCACGGCGUCCCACUUAUCGUUGAUGAAACAAUCGGUGGUCUUUUAAAUGUCCAGCUCUUGCCACAUUGCGACGUGAUUGUGAGCAGCUUGACGAAGCUCUUCAGCGGCCUUGCCAAUGUUCUAGCUGGCGCGAUUAUGCUGAACCCAGCGUCACCUUUUUAUUCUCGAUUUAAAACAACUUUGGACGCGACGUAUGAAGACACUUUAUUUCGCCACGACGCACUGAUCCUGGAGAUGAACUCGAGAGAAUAUGUGCAGCGCACCAUUGUUACCAAUAGUAACACGGAGUUCCUAAGUGAUAAGUUGUUUCCACUAUCUCAAAUGGGUGGGGCACACGAGUCUGUGUUGAAGGCGGUUUAUUACCCCAAGUAUCGCUCGCGCAAAAAUUUCGAAAUGAUGCGAAAUUCUCUAGCUGUUGAAGCUGGCCUGGAAGAAACGGGCUACGGCCCCCUUCUCUCUGUCACUUUCACAUCAGUCGAGGCAGCCAAGAUCUUCUAUGCAGCAUUGCGGUGUUACAAAGGUACAACAUUGGGCACUGUCUUCACGAUAGCAACCGCAUUCUCUGCUCUUACCCAUCCCCCGGAGAAGAUGGAUUGGCUGGAGCAACAUGGUGUCGAGGAGUCUCUGGUUCGGUUUAGUGUUGGGAUGGAGGAUCCUGAAGCCAUCUACGAGUGUGUUCGGGACGCCUUAGAUGCUGCUCAAAGGGGUGAUGAAGUCGUGGAGAUGGAAUAG